ACAUGUCAAACACAUUUCACAUUUCCCUCGCCCGCUCUCACUCCUCAACUCCUCCCGCCCUUACACUCUCUCUCUUUCAUCCCCACCACCGUCAAUCUCCGGCAGCUUCUCCACCCGACACCAUCUCUUCCUCCGCAAAUUCAUCUUCUCCACUGAACCUCUACCUUCACUCCCCCGUUCCAAGUCGCCAGUUCCCCGCUCUCCCUGCUCAACCGCGCGCGAAAAUUUCCACUGCAAAAUCCACACACUCACACGUACAGCACCGGCAAAAAACAGUACACAGCAGGGAUUUUGCCUCACACCGAAGUGAUUCUCGCUGUUCCGCGUCUUCUGUUCCGUUUGAGUUCCAUGUGCUGAUCAAUGCAGUAACUGCUACCUCGAAACCCUAAAUCAGGCGAACUGUGAACUUUUACUGCAGGAGAUACAGUUAUUUGGUCAGUUGGCUGGGAAUCAUAAUCAUGUACAUAAAGCAGAUUAUUAUUGAAGGGUUUAAGAGCUACCGGGAACAAGUAGCUACUGAACCAUUCAGUCCACAAGUUAACUGCGUUGUUGGUGCUAAUGGAUCUGGCAAAUCUAACUUUUUCCAUGCUAUACGUUUUGUCAUAAGUGACCUCUUUCAUAACUUGCGCAGUGAAGAAAGACAUGCUUUGCUUCAUGAAGGUGCAGGCCACCAAGUAUUAUCUGCUUUUGUGGAGAUUGUAUUUGACAAUUCAGACAACCGAAUCCCGGUUGAUAAGGAAGAAGUGCGUUUGAGAAGAACAGUUGGUCUUAAGAAAGAUGAGUAUUUCUUAGAUGGAAAACAUAUCACGAAGACUGAGGUCAUGAAUUUACUGGAAAGUGCUGGAUUCUCUCGUUCUAAUCCGUACUAUGUUGUGCAGCAGGGGAAGAUAGCAUCUCUGACAUUGAUGAAAGAUUCAGAGCGACUUGAUCUGCUGAAAGAAAUUGGUGGUACACGAGUUUAUGAAGAGAGACGCCGUGAAAGUCUGAAGAUUAUGCAAGAAACUGGUAAUAAGAGAAAGCAAAUAAUUCAAGUUGUGCAAUACUUGGAUGAAAGGUUAAGAGAGCUGGAUGAAGAAAAAGAGGAACUUAAAAAAUAUCAGCAGCUUGACAAACAGAGGAAAUCUCUGGAGUACAGUAUCUUUGACAAAGAACUUAAUGAUGCAAGGCAGAAAUUAGCUGAGGUUGAUGAGGCUCGAAAUCAAAUUUCUGAAACCUCUACAAAGGCAUAUGAACAAGUAUUGGCAGCACAUGAAAGGUCUAAGGAAUUUGAGAAGUUGUCCAAAGAUCUGACAAAGGAAAUUCAAAUUUUAAGCAGGGAAAAAGAGGCUAUAGAGAAACAGCGGACGGAAGCUAUCAAGAAGCAUACCAAGCUAGAGCUAGACGAGAAAGACCUUCGUGAGAAGAUCAAUGCGAAUUCCAAAGCCAAGGAGGAAGCAAUGAAACAACUUCACCUUUUAGAGAGGGAGAUUCAGGAGUCAACGGAUGAACUGAAUAAUAUUAAGCCUUUGUAUGAGGAAAAAGUCCAAAAGGAGGAUGAGAUAACAAAGAGCAUCAUGGAACGUGAAAAGCAGCUUAGCAUUCUUUAUCAAAAACAAGGUCGUGCUACACAAUUUGCUAAUAAAGCUGCUCGUGACAAAUGGCUUCGGAAGGAAAUUGAUGAGUAUGAACGAAUUUUGUCUUCAAAUCAAAUGCAGGAGAGUAAACUAAGGGAUGAAAUUAAUCAGCUAAAGAAAGAUCUGGAGAUUCAGGAUGAUAUUAUCAGGCAUCGCAAAAAUGAAGCAGCAGAAAGGGAAAAUCUCAUAUCUGGUUAUCGACGAGGUUACAAUGAUUAUAAACGACAGAGAGAUGAGAUGCAUGAUGAACGGAAGUCUUUGUGGGCAAGAGAGAGUGAGCUUAGUGCUGAAAUUGCACGACUCAGACAAGAAGUUGGGAAAGCAGAGAAAAGUCUGGAUCAGGCAACUCCUGGAGAUAUUAGAAGGGGAUUGAGCUCAGUUAAGAGGAUAUGCAAUGAGCAUCAAAUUCCAGGGGUAUUUGGUCCGAUAUUUGAGUUGCUUGAGUGUGAAGAUAGGUUCUUCACUGCUGUUGAAGUUACUGCUGGAAACAGCUUAUUUCAUGUUGUGGUUGAGAAUGAUGAUAUAUCAACUCAAAUUAUUAGACAUCUAAAUGCACAGAAAGGUGGCCGAGUCACAUUUAUUCCACUGAACAGGGUGAAGGCUCCACAAAUUUCGUAUCCACAGAAUAAUGACGUGGUUCCGCUUUUAAAGAAAUUGAAGUUCUCCAACAGAUUUUCCAAAGCAUUUGAACAGGUGUUUGCUAGAACUGUAAUUUGCCGGGAUUUGGAUGUUGCAACAAGAGUUGCCCGCACAGAUGGUCUUGACUGCAUUACUUUGGAAGGUGACCAAGUGAGCAAAAAAGGUGGCAUGACUGGUGGGUUUUAUGAUUAUAGACGCUCAAAACUGAGGUUUAUGAGCACUGUUAGGCUUAACACAAUUUCUAUCAGCGAAAAGCAAAAUGAAUUGGAGCAAGUUAGACAAAUGCUUCAAGAGAUAGACCAGAAAAUUAAUGAACUUGUUGCUGAACAACAGAAAAAUGAUGCUAAGUUGGCUCAUGACAAAUCUGAGCUAGAACAGUUUAGGCAGGAUAUUGCAAAUGCUGAGAGACAGAAACUUUCCAUUUCUAAAGCUCUUGAGAAAAAGGAGAAAUUGCUGGCCAAUGUUUUGACACAAAUUGAUCAGGUUAGAUCUAGUAUAGCCAUGAAACAUGAAGAGAUGGGGACAGACCUUGUUGAUCACCUGACACCAGAAGAGAGAGAUUCUUUGUCGCGUCUGAACCCUGAAAUAACAAAUCUGAAAGAGAGGCUAAUAGCAUACAAGGCAAAUCGCAUAGAGAUUGAAACUAGAAAAGCAGAGCUAGAGAUGAACUUAUCUACAAAUCUUGUAAGACGGAAGCAAGAGCUAGAGGCAAUAAAAGUGUCUGUAGAUACUGAUGUGUUAAGUUCUGAAGCUGAAUUAAAGGGGCAGGAAGUAGUGGAGGCCCAUAUAUUAGUUGAAAACUUGACCCAACAGCUUACAAGAGUUUCUGAAAGCAUAAAUGAUAGAAGCAAGAAGCUCAAGCAGAUCAAAGAAGAAAAAGACAACUUGAAGGCUAUGGAAGACAAUUACCAGGGUACCCUUCAGGAUGAGAAGAGAGAAUUGGAGCAACUCUUAAAUAAAAGGAACACCUAUCUUGCAAAACAAGAUGAGUAUUCGAAGAAGAUUCGAGAAUUGGGUCCAUUAUCAUCCGAUGCCUUUGAAACGUAUAAACGAAAGAGUGUAAAAGAGUUGUACAAAUUGUUGCACAAGUGUAGUGAGCAGCUGCAACAGUUCAGCCAUGUGAACAAGAAAGCACUUGAUCAAUAUGUAAAUUUCACUGAACAACGAGAAGAACUCCAGAGAAGGCAAGCUGAACUAGAUGCUGGUGAUGAGAAAAUUAAAGAACUUAUAUCAGUUCUCGAUAUGAGGAAGGAUGAGUCAAUUGAACGUACUUUCAAGGGUGUGGCGAAGCAUUUUCGUGAAGUCUUUUCUGAACUUGUGCAAGGUGGCCAUGGGUUUUUAGUUAUGAUGAAGAAAAAGGAUGGCGAGGAAGAUGACGACGAUGAUGAUGAUGUGCCACGUGCAGCUGAGGUGGAGGGAAGGGUUGAGAAAUAUAUUGGUGUUAAAGUGAAGGUUUCAUUUACUGGACAAGGAGAAACACAGUCAAUGAAGCAGUUAUCUGGAGGUCAAAAAACAGUUGUAGCACUAGCUCUGAUCUUUGCCAUCCAGCGUUGUGAUCCUGCCCCGUUCUAUCUUUUCGAUGAAAUUGACGCGGCACUGGAUCCUCAAUACAGAACUGCUGUUGGAAGUAUGGUCCGUCGUUUGGCAGAUAUGACAAGCACACAAUUUAUAACGACCACAUUUCGGCAAGAGCUUGUUAAAGUUGCUGACAAGAUAUACGGAGUGACACACAAAAACAGAGUCAGCCGAGUUAACAUUGUCACAAAAGAAGAAGCUUUAGCUUUCAUUGAGCACGACCAAUCCCACAAUGCUGAAUGAGGGAGUUCAUGAUGCUAGGCUAAGGUUUUUAUUGCGGUUCGAAUAGGUUUCCAUCCUCCUGUGUUUCUUGUGUUAAGGCCUUGGUAUAGUAGCGUAAUAAUACUAUUAAUGUGUAGAUGUAUGGUAUAAUGGUAUAAUACUCUGUUAACAUGUAGGUGACAUUUGAUGUAGUUGCCCCUAUUCAUUACAUAUGCUUCAAGACAAGUCUAAUCUAAUAAGUGGUAGUAUAUCGAGUCAAGCAAAUUAUACUGUGGAUCAUGGUUUACAUUAUAGUAUAGAUUGCUUCAUUUUUAA
Ipomoea nil (Japanese morning glory) is the source of this 4364-nucleotide messenger RNA. Its product is annotated as structural maintenance of chromosomes protein 3. Gene Ontology annotation, cellular component: chromosome. The record is from RefSeq and is a predicted model, not a curated record. Gene Ontology annotation, molecular function: double-stranded DNA binding; ATP binding; cohesin loader activity. The transcript has 30 exons. The coding region runs from base 459 to 4070 and encodes 1203 amino acids. NCBI's taxonomy places the organism in Eukaryota, Viridiplantae, Streptophyta, Magnoliopsida, Solanales, Convolvulaceae. Gene Ontology annotation, biological process: mitotic sister chromatid cohesion.